This is a messenger RNA of Brachypodium distachyon (stiff brome), 1730 nucleotides long. RefSeq lists its product as uncharacterized. The transcript has 3 exons. The record is from RefSeq and is a predicted model, not a curated record. Bases 233 to 811 code for a protein of 192 amino acids. NCBI's taxonomy places the organism in Eukaryota, Viridiplantae, Streptophyta, Magnoliopsida, Poales, Poaceae.
UGGAUGCAAUCUCAGUAGUUGGGCUGAAAUAGCCUCCCUCGCUGCAUCUGGCCCAUGUCUCCGUGAAACCCCCUAGCCCUCGGGAAAGAAAAAAAACCCGCGAUCGAUCUCAGGACGCUCGAGUCGCUUCUCCUCCCGGCCCCCCCCAACCGCGCAGCGGUGGCCUCCAUGCCCCUCGCUUGACGGCUCGAGUCGCUUCUCCUCCCGUCCGCCCCAACCGCGCAGCGACCCGAUGGACUCCAUGCCCCCACCUCCGUGCGCAGCGGGCGGAGGUGAACGGGCAUGCCGGGACCAGCCCCCCACGCCCGGAGGAGGUGGACAGGUGUGUCCCGUAUUCAAUGUCAUGAUAGCCCUAAAUCGUUUUAAUGGUGUCAGUUUUGCGGGAAUUGCUACUGACCGGCUUCCAAAAGCUUCCGUGACUUCCAAGUUUGCAAAUGGCUCCUGCUCAGGAUAUAUAGAACGGGCUAACAAUAAGAUGGAUGCAGAGGAAGCUGCAGCAACAGCUCUCAUAGAGGUACUGAAAAAAGAAUACAUGUUUCAAAUUGAUGACAUGAAUUUUUCUGAGAAGACUAUGAAUGAUCACCAUAAAGAAAAACUGAAGAUCGAGAGUAGUUAUCUUCAAAAUAAAUUAGAAGAACAAACUACACUGACCAAACAUUCCAAGGAAGGAUGGAAAGUACUACUAAAUGACAUGGAGUUAGCUGAAGAAUCAAUAAGCAACAUAUGUGGAAGCGCACUUGGUACCCUAUCUUACGAACUAUGUCGACGGUACUCACAUAGAUAUGAUUCAUGCAACAAACUGUCUGCAUGAAUGGAUUGAACAAAAGAUAUUUGAGAGCACCGCCAACUUUCAUCAGAAAACCAGUCGGCCAACUGAAUAAAAUGCUUCCAUUCUUUAUCUCUACAUGCAAAACAUUUGAUAGCAGUUUAUUCCCAUGGUGCUUAUCUUACUUCUCAAAUCCAUGUAAUGGCAUGUUACUCAAUACAAUAUAAUUUCCAUUCCAAAUGCAUUUGUCAUUACAAUUUCUACAUCCACUGGAGCAUCCUCUUACAAUCAAACCUUUUCUUCUCAACUAUAAGGCCGGGCGCGUCGUAAUAAUCAAAAUCGGUAUAAAUCUAUCACAUCUGCGGUGAACUCUAUACUGUGUACUUUAUUCGGAGAAGAAAGCAGGUGGGCCCAAUACAGAUCCAGGCACGCAGCCCAUGAGAAACCCACCAGCCCAUUACCACUCUCCCCCUUCAUCUUCGUCGCCGGCUCGCCCCCCGCCACACCGGACAGAGGGGGCAGAGAGAGAGGAGAUUGGUCGGAGAUGAAGUCCUUCGACCCCCAUAUACGGCCGUGUACCCAACCCGAAACUGCUCCUCCGUCGCCGGAUUCGCUGUCUCCGGCAUCCUCGUCCCCAUGCCUACAGGGCACAGCCGGCUUCACUGAGGAGGAGCACAGCGAUCAAUCUAUCUCCAGGUGACAACCGACCGCUGUUUAAAUUAAACCCAUUGGUGUGUCUUGGCUAGAUCUGUGGUUCGCUACGGGGCGCAAGAUUAUUUGGCAGCCUUCUGUAACGGGAUCAUUUGAUAUAAUUAUUUCUUCUCAGUUGCUGCUUGAUGCAAGUCAAGUAUAGGAGGAGUUGGGAGAAAUGUUAGUGUAGAGCUGGUGUCGUUGUCAAAUCGAGGUUUGAAUAUAGUCGAAUUGCGCAAGUGGCCGGCAAGAUGCCGUGUUGAUGUUUUCUUUA